Molecule: messenger RNA, 1485 nt
Organism: Colossoma macropomum (tambaqui)
Lineage: Eukaryota; Metazoa; Chordata; Actinopteri; Characiformes; Serrasalmidae
Product: dexamethasone-induced Ras-related protein 1-like
Exons: 2
Coding region: 138-935 (265 amino acids)
Molecular function (GO): GTPase activity; GTP binding
Source: RefSeq, a predicted model, not a curated record
CGGCUUCACCGAGGCUCUCAGAAAAGCGAUCGGAGCUCCAUCUACAAGAGACCCUCACACACUCAAAGGGUACACACUCCUACCUGUGGAUUUUCAUCGCGCACGUGUCUGUCCUCCACGCAGGACCAUCCGCAACCAUGAUUAAGAAAAUGUCACCGUCAGAGAACGAGUUCGAUAUCCCGGCCAAGAACUGCCACAGGAUGGUCAUCCUGGGCUCCACCAAAGUUGGCAAGACGGCGAUCGUUUCCCGGUUCCUGAACGAGCGCUUCGAUGACCAGUACACGCCGACCAUCGAGGACUUUCACAGGAAAUUCUACAGCAUCCGUGGGGACGUUUAUCAGCUGGACAUUCUAGACACCUCUGGAAAUCACCCCUUCCCAGCGAUGAGGAGACUCUCCAUUUUGACAGGAGACGUGUUCAUCCUGGUCUUCAGCCUGGACAACCGCGACUCCUUCCAGGAGGUGCAGCGGCUCAAAAGGCAGAUCUUCGAGACCAAGUCGUGCCUGAAGAACAAGACCAAAGAGAACGUGGACGUGCCGCUGGUCAUCUGCGGCAACAAGUGCGACCGCGACCUGUGCCGCGAGGUGACGGACGAGGAGAUCGAGCAGCUGGUGGCGGGCAGCGAGCCGUGCGCCUACUUCGAGGUGUCGGCCAAGCGCAACACCAACGUGGACCUCAUGUUCCACGCGCUCUUCGCCAUGGCCAAACUGCCCGACGAGAUGAGCCCGGACCGCCACCGCAAAGUGUCGCUGCAGUACGGCGACGUCCUCCGCCGCAAGUCCCUCCGCCAGAAGAAGUUCAGGGAGGGCGGGGACGCGUACGGCAUCGUGGCGCCGUUCGCGCGCAGGCCGAGCGUGCACAGCGACCUCAUGUACAUUAAAGAGAAAGCGGUGGGCGGCAACCAGGCAGCCAAAGACCGCUGCGUGAUUUGCUGAGUGAAGCAGUUCCUCCAUCUCUCUCUCACACACACGUACACACUUACACACACCUUCCUCGCACCGAGGAGAAGGGAACCCUGCGCUCGAGCAGCCCACACGGCGGCUGUGUUUUGCGCCCCUGUACGCGGGGACGGCGGACUUUCCUGCAAGUCCUCACAGGCAGCCAACGACGCGUGGCCUUCGCUGGGUCCACUGCUGAGGGCGACUCGGCCUCAUGAGCGAGAAAGCAAGAGAGACUCUGGGACUCGAGCUCGGACUGUGUCGCGAUGUGGCGACGAGUUUUGCUGUAAAAAAGAAAAGAAUAGAUUAACAGACCACCUCCAGAGAGGAGACUGGACUGCUCCCACCCGACAGUUGGAUGUGACGCUUGAGCACUUGUUUACAUUUUGUUAUUGCCUAUUUUCUAAUAGAACUUGAACGUCUGUGGCAUUGUGAACAAAAGAUACGAAUGUAUAUUUAUUCUUCUAUGUCUGCGUUUACUUUUAUUUAAAAAAUAGAAAAUAAAAUUUUGAAAAUAAGCACUGCUUCAUCUCUUCUUUUGUUGAAU